AGAGUAACAUCAGUUUCUCAAUGUCUUUUGCCUUACCAUAGCAUUGACAUCCCUCUAGCGUCUUUGUCUAACAAGAAAAAUGGCCUCAGCUCUACCAAAUAUGAGUUUCUAUGCCCACACUUCAUCUAUUAGAAUGAACAAACUUUCCAAUGUAAAAUUGCUACCAUUGUCAAGCACAAUAAAUAGAACUUUCUGCAACAAUGUAAAGGCUACGGCAGGAGGUGAAGCAAGUCUGCAGAAGUCAAGGCAGCAGCAGCAAGUGCAGCCAAAGAUGAAGGUGCCACAAGCUUCACCUAAAGUGCUGUUAAACCAGUUUCCAGUAGCAAGGACUGUGCAGCAAAUGAUGGACACAAUGGAGAGAAUGGUGGAGGAUCCCUUAGUUUAUGGUAGCAUUUCACCUUGGAUAGUUCCAGGAGAUGAUGAAUACAGUAAGGGAAAGAUUCCUUGGGCAAUCAAGGAAGGGCAGGAAGAUUACAAAAUGAGAUUCAACAUGCCAGGAAUGAACAAGAAUGAUGUCAAGGUAUGGGUAGAAGAGAACAUGCUGGUGGUGAAGGCAGAGAAGGCAGCCGGCAAGCACUGUGAAGGUCAAGUGAGCGAAAAUGAAGACUGGCCUGCCAGUAGCUAUGGUAGAUACAACCACAGGAUAGCCCUCCCAGAAAAUAUUGAGUUUGAUAAAAUUAAGGCACAGGUCAAAGAUGGAAUUCUUUAUGUAGCAAUUCCCAAAGCAACCACCUCCACAAAAAAAAUUGACAUAGAUGUACAGUAACUCUUAAGAUCAUAAAAAAGGUUGAUUCACAGCCACAUUCAGUUUUUGUUAUCGAAUUUCAUAUGUAAGGGAUAAAAUGAGACCUUAUUCCCCCUA
This is a messenger RNA of Cajanus cajan (pigeon pea), 862 nucleotides long. RefSeq names its product small heat shock protein, chloroplastic. NCBI's taxonomy places the organism in Eukaryota, Viridiplantae, Streptophyta, Magnoliopsida, Fabales, Fabaceae. The record is from RefSeq and is a predicted model, not a curated record. Gene Ontology annotation, biological process: response to heat.